CAAGCCCAUCGUAUUUGAUGAUUACAUUCAGCCAGCGCGUCUCCCUCCCAAACAAGCCAUUCUGAGUGAAAUGGACGACUGCUUCAUCGCGGGAUGGGGCAUCAGUGAGGAAAUAACCAUUGAAUCAUCGGACAUGCUGCAGGAGGCUCCUGUGAAUCUGAUUCCAGUAGAAAGCUGCAACCGCCCGACCUGGUAUAACGGAUCUUUGGGUGAAUACAACCUCUGUGCACGACAUGAACAGGGAGGUAUUGAUACCUGCGAGGGUGACAGUGGAGGGCCUCUGAUGUGCCAAAUACACAAAACCAAGUUUUAUACUGUGGUCGGCAUAUCCAGCCGGGGCUCCGGCUGCACCCAGAAUAAAAACCCUGGAGUUUACACCUCGACCCAGUUCUACCUCGAGUGGAUCUUAAAACACAUCAGCGAACCUGCAUCUAAAUCUCGGAAAAUGUGA
This is a messenger RNA of Spea bombifrons (plains spadefoot toad), 451 nucleotides long. Its product is annotated as acrosin-like. The transcript has 3 exons. The coding region runs from base 71 to 451 and encodes 126 amino acids. NCBI's taxonomy places the organism in Eukaryota, Metazoa, Chordata, Amphibia, Anura, Pelobatidae. Gene Ontology annotation, molecular function: serine-type endopeptidase activity. The record is from RefSeq and is a predicted model, not a curated record. Gene Ontology annotation, biological process: proteolysis; acrosome reaction.